This is a messenger RNA of Vanrija pseudolonga, 2030 nucleotides long. RefSeq lists its product as uncharacterized. Lineage: Eukaryota; Fungi; Basidiomycota; Tremellomycetes; Trichosporonales; Trichosporonaceae. The transcript is spliced from 7 exons. The record is from RefSeq and is a predicted model, not a curated record. Bases 76 to 1863 code for a protein of 595 amino acids.
GUUCGCACCAAGUCAGUGCUCUUAUCUUCUCUUCACACAUCACCACUCCACUACAACAAAUCCCAGGUCACGCGCAUGGUGACUUUGAAUACAACUAGCGGCACAGAACAGGCCCACAACUCGUCAAAGUCGAACGUGUCUGAGGCUGCAGGCGUGGGAGCAACAGCCAUGGCGAACGCGUCCUCGCCUUCUUCCGCCAAACCAGCUGCCCAGCGCGACGACUGGACAUGGGCAGACCACCCGUACUCGACCUCGUUCCUCCUCGGGGCAGCCCUCACUGGGUCCUGCCUGGCCGGAUCCGCCGCUGCCUGGCUGGCAUUCCGACGAGGGGCUGCCCGGAACGCAGGGCUGCAGCCCUUGCGCCGUGGUAGCUGCGGUCCGAAGAGUGAAUCCCUCGAGUCCCGCCUGGGCCGCCUGGAAGCCUUGGUGCGCGAGUCUCAGGAAGCACAGGCGAAGCUUGGCGAUCAGCUGGGCCAGGCUGUGCCGCUGCUUCUUUCGCGGCUCGAGGGUCUCGAAGGAAGUCUAGCGAAGAUCGGCGACACGGGCAGUUUGCCUGGCAGUCCGAGUACCGGUAUCGCGGCGCAUGACCUCAAGUUGGAUGUGGCGCAGCAUCUUCUUGACAAGUACCAGAAUGGAGGCGAUACGGCGCCCCUGGUCGAACACAUCGAGUCCCUGCGCGAAGAUAUGAUCCUCCUUGAGCAGAACCUGGAGGCGAACCUCAAGGCUGGCUUUGAAGGUAAUCAAGCGGCCGUCCGUGAGGCUGUCCAGGAGGCGGCGAUCGAGAUUGAUGCUCUGGCGUUGAUUGCGAUGGUGGACAAGUCUCGCCAGUCCAACAAGGCCAUGUUGACGACCACGAGCAAGAAGCUCAAGGAAGUGCUUGACCGCUUGGACCACCUCGAGUCAGACUUGACAGUUGUCGGUGGCCAAGUGUCGCGUCUCGGGAUCGGAGCCGACCCUUCCAUUAUGAGUGUUGGAGACAUUGCCAAGGAAGUUGAACUCCUCCGCAAGAGCAGAGAGGGUUUGUCGACUCAAUCGGAGAAAGCCGAGUCGCCAGAGCCCGAAGUGGAUGUCGAUCCGCUCGUCGAAACAUACAGCGCACCGGCUGUCAAUCACUCGAUCCCGACUCGGCCUCUGCCUGACGCUCAAACUGGCGAAAGCAAUACCGCCGAAGCACCGUUAAAAGACAAGGCUGCGGAGAAUGAACUUGACUCUUCUCUGAACGCCACGCAAGGUGAACUGAACUUUGCGUACCCCAAGAGGAAGGUCCCAGCGGGUAGCCGUUGGGCCGAUGCCGCCACGGCCGACACUGAAGCGAAAGUCGAAGCGAGCGAGGGUAAGGUCCAAGAGCCGGUGGAGCAAAAGACAAUUGAGGCGCAGCCGGAGCAAGUGGUAGCAGGGGCAGUUCCAGUGGAUGAGGGAUCAACAACCGAGACAACUCCGCCACCGGCCCCAUCUUAUACUCACAUCAAGUCGCAGCAGCCGGUUGAACACCUCGGAGUCGACGACUCGGGUGACUGGAGGUUCACCUUCCUUCCCUCUAACCAGUCGGCCUUGCGCGUAGUCAGCCCGCGGGUCCGAGGCCUGUCAAUUCGACUUUCUCGAGAGUCAAGACGCACGACUAAGAAGCAAUCGCGAUACUCGGUCUCGUGGGUCUUGACGACCCGGCUCCACAACCUUCUAGCUACUGAUGAUGACAGCCAGCGGAUGGACCUGAGCGUCUCCACGUUCGGGCCCUUCAGCACUGCUAUCAUCUUCAGCAGCGGCGAAGUCGACAUGGUCCUACUCGACAAGUACUGGUGGCGGUGCAGCCGCGACGGCAACAUAUACACUGUGCGCGAGCAAGUCGGUCCCGACUCGGUGUAAACAAACCGCGGCCAGUCGGCCAACUCGAGUCGCCGAUGCAGAUCCGCACCACUCUGAUUGUAAAUUUUGUUGUACACACCCACACGCCCACACCCUGCUCUAUGUGUGUUUCACCCCACUCAGUAGUCGUUUCGAGAAGCAAAUGUACCAAGAUAUGGUCGCCUUGC